This is a messenger RNA of Eubalaena glacialis (North Atlantic right whale), 874 nucleotides long. RefSeq names its product sodium channel modifier 1 (gene SCNM1). The record is from RefSeq and is a predicted model, not a curated record. The transcript is spliced from 7 exons. Gene Ontology annotation, biological process: RNA splicing. NCBI's taxonomy places the organism in Eukaryota, Metazoa, Chordata, Mammalia, Artiodactyla, Balaenidae. Gene Ontology annotation, cellular component: nucleus. The coding region runs from base 92 to 784 and encodes 230 amino acids.
AAGGUAGCAGUCCGACUCUCGCUACGGUGGCCUGAAAGGAGUGGCGAAGGCGGAGCCAUAGAAUUGAUCAUUUCUGGGGCUCACAGUCGUGAUGUCUUUCAAGAGGGAAGGGGAUGAUUGGAGUCAACUCAAUGUGCUCAAAAAACGAAGAGUUGGGGAUCUGCUGGCCAGUUAUAUCCCAGAGGAUGAGGCGCUGAUGCUACGGGAUGGACGCUUUGCUUGUGCCAUAUGUCCCCAUCGACCUGUACUGGACACUCUGGCCAUGCUGACUGCCCACCGUGCAGGCAAGAAACAUCUGUCCAGCCUGCAGCUUUUCUAUGGCAAGAAGCAGCCGGGAAAGGGCAUGGAGCAGAAUCCAAGAGAGCAGAAUGAACUGAGGAGGGAAGAGACCAAAGCGGAGGCUCCUCUGUUAACCCAGACUCGACUUAUCACCCAGAGUGCUCUGCACAGAGCUCCUCACUAUAACAGUUGCUGCCGCCGGAAGUACAGACCAGAAGCCCUUCGUCCCUCUGUCUCUCGUUCCCCUUUGCCACCCCCAGAGGUUGAACCCCAAAGUGGGAAGAUCAGUAGAGAACCUGAGCCUGAGGCUGGCUCACAGACCAAGGAGUCAGCAACUGUCUCAUCCCCUGCACCUAUGAGCCCCACAAGAAGACGGGCCCUGGAUCAUUACCUCACCCUUCGAAGCUCUGGAUGGAUCCCAGAUGGACGAGGUCGAUGGGUAAAAGAUGAAAAUGUUGAGUUUGACUCUGAUGAAGAGGAACCCCCUGAUCUCCCCUUGGACUGACACCCUCUUUCCCCGUUCAGUUCACGAAUAAACUACAGCGGGUGCUGGGAGCCUAACUUUCCUUGAGUCUGGCUCCUUGUUUCAGGAUUU